AAGGGGCUAUCGUUGCUAUGCUGGUGACGUAUUACUUUGUUUUGUGUAUCAUUCUUCAUUCACAAUUCACAUGUUUUCAGCGUUCAGUUCUUGUCAUCUCACCUCUCACUAUCACUGGAAAUGGUGUUGUCUCCUCAUCACUUUAAUUAUUUCCUCCACUUUAGCAUCGUUUUCAAAGUUCGAUUUUACGUUGGUGUUGACCGACCUUUUCGCUCCUGACUCGAUGAGUUGAUCUUUCGUCCAGGUCGUCCUGGUCGUCCAGGUCGCAAGUGUGGUGCUCGCCGUGAUUUCCAUUGGAAAUAAAUUGCUCCAAUGAUAAACUUAAGUAAACUCGCUGAGUUGCGGAAGAAGAGUUUGGCACAGGAAAGCCCUAGAUCAACAAAAAAUUCUGACAGCCCGCCCGCCAAGAAGUCGAGAACGAAAGAGGGAGAGGCACCAUCGGGCUUUGGCACUUUGCAGCUGAAUCCUGAUGGCUCAUCAAAACGCCCAUUACGCUUGACUCAACGUCAACAGUCGCAAGCGCAAAAGCGACAAAGUCCUGUAUCACCCACGCGUGACUUAAAAAGGUGCGCCUGGAAGCUAUUUUCUUUCAACAACUGUAUCUUAGAAAACCUUAGAAAAUUUGAUCAUGAGAUGAGCGAGCGCUCACUGCGUUUCGUCGAUGUGCCGGACGUCAGUAAUGCGGACAGAAAUCGAUUGGUCGAGGGGAAAGAAGUCACUGCGGUCAGUGCACAACCCCCUGCUGCACUGCUGCUGUCGCAAGAGAAACCGCAGACAAAAAAUUCAACUAAAUGUGUUCCACCAUAAAGGUAUUAAUUUUGCUUCUUGACAUAAUUAUUUCCGAAUACCAAAAUUACAAAAAAAAAUAUAUAUGUUUACUAUUUUUACCGUUCGGGACAGUUUUCUUUGCCCACUGACAGAAUAUGGUGCCAUUCUGCUGCGAUUUCAAAUAUAAUCUUUGUCCCUCAGCCCUUAACAUAAAUAUAACAGAAUUCCAUUUGAUGUUCUAAAUAAAUCUAAAAUCAGUUUAGAUUUCUGAGUAAAACGAACAUCAGAGAUUCUAAGUUCUUGACCAAUUAUUUUUCACGUUUCUAAUGAUUGGCUGAGCUGAAUUUAGGUUUUAGAUUAGAAAUUAAUUUUGUCUUUGUCUGGUAUCCUUUAACAGCAUAUUGAAAUUUUUGGAGGAGAAAAGACAAAAAAUAUUGAACAAAUUUUUUCGACUUAAGUUAUAUUGCAAUUUUGGUUUAUUGUUUUGUUCACUCAAAAAUGUAUGCCUCAAAAAUCACUGGACUGCAUUGUUUAAAACCAGAGGUGAAAUGAUUUGCAGUGCACUGUUUCUUUAAACUGAAUGUAGAUUUUACCGCCUAGACCCGUUUUUUUAUAAUUUAUUCUAUAUUUCUUUUCCGGCUGCAAUUUUUGGGAGAAUCUUGUAGAACAAGCAAUCAUUUUACUAUAUUAUUUCGCAGUGUUCAUAAGGGCAUUUGAAGGCAUUAAAAUGCGCGAUCAAAUGGUAUUUUGCUAGACACCCCAGAUGAACCAAGCUCACAAAUUUGUGAAUUAGCUUUUUUUAUUGGAAUAUGGAGCAGAAAAAGUCAUGCUGCCCAUGUUAGGUCCCCCUUUCAAGCACAAAAAUUUACUUACAAGGAGGAAUUUGCACACUGAUAUGAUUCCAUUUUCAGUAACUCUAAUGAUCUAAGCAUAACCGGUCCUGCAUCGAGAGGACGGAGCAGUUGAUCAUGCGCUCACCUAAGAGCAAAGCCAGAGAGUGGCCAGUCUGACCAGCCUUCACCAACUAUAUAGCUGAUGAUGUGUUAGGCUUCCUGUGGUCCAAUGCCCAGCGAGUUGGAAGCUGAAAUCGGAGCACUUCUCACCUCACCUAUGCUGUCUUCCUGAUGAGCAAUCUUUGAUCUCUGUGCGCACUUGCCUGUAAGAUUCCCUUUGCUAUUUUGCAAAUUUUAUACACCUAUUUAAAAAGGAAAGGCUCUUUAGAGUUGAAUCUGAAUAGUCAGUAUCCACUAGUGAGCUCGCAACAUGAUGUGAGCUUUAGUUCAAACUAUUUUUUUCUUAUCAUGUACAAAAAUAUUUACCCUCAAUGAAAUCCUUGUACAGUGUAAGUAAUAAAGCAUUUUAUGUUUUUGAAAUUAUAAUUGCAA
This is a messenger RNA of Cloeon dipterum, 2153 nucleotides long. RefSeq lists its product as uncharacterized. The record is from RefSeq and is a predicted model, not a curated record. Bases 313 to 807 code for a protein of 164 amino acids. The transcript is spliced from 6 exons. Lineage: Eukaryota; Metazoa; Arthropoda; Insecta; Ephemeroptera; Baetidae.